AUGUUGCCGCGAAAGGACGUCCGAUUAUUGUAUAACUGCACAUUUUAUCCUCAACUCGAGCCCGUUAUCCUUCAUUCAAAAUACUUGGAGGUUAGCUCAAGCGGACCUUCACCAUGUACCCUUCCAGAAGCACGACAAAAGCUGAAAUAUAGAUCUUGCUGUGAAAUAUCAUUAAUUUACAAAAUUCGACUGUCCUGUGCCCUUUCACCAGAUAUCUGUGUUUGCUUGUUCGAUGCCAUUUCUAACGGAAAUGACUGGCUGUUCAAGGACUACUUUUUUGUGCUAGCUGUCGUGUUUGCCGUCCUAGUCGGUGGUCUAUGCACAGAAAAAUACAAGCAGCUGGAGAUGUCCGGAAGAAUGCAGCACGCUCGAGAUCUGGAAAAUGUUGAUUUUAUAUACGGCGAUGCAGUGCAGCUGAAGCUGAACACAGUUACCUGCAUCCUGUUCUUUGGAACGUGGUGUAGAAAAUCUCGUAAGGCGUUGCAGAUUUUGUCGAUACUCCACCAGACAAUGCUGGCUAAAGCGAUUCAAUUCGUUGCACUGACUCAGGAAUCUCGCGAAGAGCUGGCAAUGUAUGAAAUAAAGGGUCGCACAUCAAGCAACUUUUGUGAGCUAAAAGAGUUCCCUUUCACCAUUGGGAUCGAAACUGGUUUAAUUAGCAAAGAAUAUCUCGUAAAGUGCAACCUUUAUAAGGUUCCACAACUGUUCAUUGUUGGCAAGAACAAGGACAUCUUGUGGUAUGGCAAUCCAUGCGACCAAAUUGUCGAGAUUCAAAUUUGUGCAGCUUUGGAGCAGGUCGAUGUAAAGAAUUUUUUAAUGUAA
Plasmopara halstedii is the source of this 822-nucleotide messenger RNA. Its product is annotated as Thioredoxin-like fold. Lineage: Eukaryota; Oomycota; Peronosporomycetes; Peronosporales; Peronosporaceae. The transcript is spliced from 10 exons. Bases 1 to 822 code for a protein of 273 amino acids. The record is from RefSeq and is a predicted model, not a curated record.